Homo sapiens (human) is the source of this 939-nucleotide messenger RNA. It is a transcript of the gene OR8H3, whose product is annotated as olfactory receptor family 8 subfamily H member 3. Gene Ontology annotation, molecular function: olfactory receptor activity; G protein-coupled receptor activity. The coding region runs from base 1 to 939 and encodes 312 amino acids. Gene Ontology annotation, cellular component: membrane; plasma membrane. The record is from RefSeq and is marked provisional. The transcript has a single exon. Gene Ontology annotation, biological process: detection of chemical stimulus involved in sensory perception of smell; G protein-coupled receptor signaling pathway. Lineage: Eukaryota; Metazoa; Chordata; Mammalia; Primates; Hominidae.
AUGAUGGGUAGAAGGAAUGACACAAAUGUGGCUGACUUCAUCCUUACGGGACUGUCAGACUCUGAAGAGGUCCAGAUGGCUCUGUUUAUGCUAUUUCUCCUCAUAUACCUAAUUACUAUGCUGGGGAAUGUGGGGAUGCUAUUGAUAAUCCGCCUGGACCUCCAGCUUCACACUCCCAUGUAUUUUUUCCUUACUCACCUGUCAUUUAUUGACCUCAGUUACUCAACUGUCGUCACACCUAAAACCUUAGCGAACUUACUGACUUCCAACUAUAUUUCCUUCACGGGCUGCUUUGCCCAGAUGUUCUGUUUUGUCUUCUUGGGUACUGCUGAAUGUUAUCUUCUCUCCUCAAUGGCCUAUGAUCGCUAUGCAGCGAUCUGCAGUCCUCUACACUACACAGUUAUUAUGCCCAAAAGGCUCUGCCUCGCUCUCAUCACUGGGCCUUAUGUGAUUGGCUUUAUGGACUCCUUUGUCAAUGUGGUUUCCAUGAGCAGAUUGCAUUUCUGUGACUCAAACAUAAUUCAUCACUUUUUCUGUGACACUUCCCCAAUUUUAGCUCUGUCCUGCACUGACACAGACAACACUGAAAUGCUGAUAUUCAUUAUCGCUGGUUCCACCCUGAUGGUGUCCCUUAUCACAAUAUCUGCAUCCUAUGUGUCCAUUCUCUCUACCAUCCUGAAAAUUAAUUCCACUUCAGGAAAGCAGAAAGCUUUCUCUACUUGCGUCUCUCAUCUCUUGGGAGUCACCAUCUUCUAUGGAACUAUGAUUUUUACUUACUUAAAGCCAAGAAAGUCUUAUUCCUUGGGAAGAGAUCAAGUGGCUCCUGUGUUUUAUACUAUUGUGAUUCCCAUGCUGAAUCCACUCAUUUAUAGUCUUAGAAACAGAGAAGUGAAAAAUGCUCUCAUUAGAGUCAUGCAGAGAAGACAGGACUCCAGGUAG